Molecule: messenger RNA, 5251 nt
Organism: Lepus europaeus (European hare)
Lineage: Eukaryota; Metazoa; Chordata; Mammalia; Lagomorpha; Leporidae
Gene: ST8SIA4
Product: ST8 alpha-N-acetyl-neuraminide alpha-2,8-sialyltransferase 4
Exons: 5
Coding region: 182-1261 (359 amino acids)
Biological process (GO): oligosaccharide metabolic process; N-glycan processing
Molecular function (GO): alpha-N-acetylneuraminate alpha-2,8-sialyltransferase activity
Source: RefSeq, a predicted model, not a curated record
CAGGACCCGGGCCGCUCGGCCUCCGAGGACCCGAGCGACCUGAUCCCGGGAUCCCGCUCCACGCUCCUCUCGCCUUUUACGGAUCUCCCCCCGCACCCCACGACUCUCCCGCAAAACGGAGCCUGAAUAUCAGGAGAAACUGCGGGAGCUGGUGCACCCAGGACUUUCCCGGACACCCAAGAUGCGCUCCAUUAGGAAGAGGUGGACGAUCUGCACGAUAAGUCUGCUCUUGAUCUUUUAUAAGACAAAAGAAAUAGCAAGAACUGAGGAGCACCAGGAGACGCAACUCGUUGGAGAUGGAGAAUUGUGUUUGAGCCGAUCACUUGUCAAUAGUUCUGAUAAAAUCAUUCGAAAGUCUGGUUCGUCCAUCUUCCAACACUCUGUAGAAGGUUGGAAAAUCAAUUCCUCUUUGGUUGUGGAGAUAAGGAAGAACAUUCUUCGUUUCUUAGAUGCAGAGCGAGAUGUCUCGGUGGUCAAGAGCAGUUUUAAGCCUGGUGAUGUCAUACAUUAUGUGCUCGACAGACGCCGGACACUAAAUAUUUCUCAUGAUCUGCAUAGCCUCCUGCCUGAAGUUUCACCAAUGAAAAAUCGCAGGUUUAAGACCUGUGCAGUUGUUGGAAAUUCUGGCAUUCUACUAGAUAGUGAGUGUGGAAAAGAGAUUGACAGUCACAAUUUUGUAAUAAGGUGUAAUCUAGCUCCUGUGGUGGAGUUUGCUGCAGAUGUGGGAACUAAAUCAGAUUUUAUUACCAUGAAUCCAUCAGUUGUACAAAGAGCAUUUGGAGGCUUUCGGAAUGAGAGUGACAGAGAAAAAUUUGUGCAUAGACUUUCCAUGCUGAAUGACAGUGUCCUUUGGAUUCCUGCUUUCAUGGUCAAAGGAGGAGAGAAGCACGUGGAGUGGGUUAAUGCAUUAAUCCUUAAGAAUAAACUGAAAGUGCGAACUGCCUAUCCAUCAUUGAGACUUAUUCAUGCUGUCAGAGGUUACUGGCUGACAAACAAAGUGCCCAUCAAACGACCCAGCACAGGUCUCCUCAUGUAUACUCUUGCUACAAGAUUCUGUGAUGAAAUUCACCUGUAUGGAUUCUGGCCAUUCCCUAAGGAUUUGAAUGGAAAGCCUGUCAAAUAUCAUUACUAUGAUGACUUAAAAUAUAGGUACUUUUCCAAUGCAAGUCCUCACAGAAUGCCAUUAGAAUUCAAAACAUUGAAUGUGCUACAUAAUAGAGGAGCUCUCAAACUGACGACAGGAAAGUGUGUAAAGCAAUAAAGCACAUUUAAAACAGAAGCAGACUGAGUAUGCACUUCGUUUCUGAAGAUGCUUUUGAAGAUUUGAAAAUAGGAUCCAAAACAAGGCUGGGUUUCAGCAUUCACCAGUAAACUGAAUGGUUGAUCAAGGACAUUCACUGGAGAAAUCCACUACCAGCUGACGAAAUACCUGCAAAGUGCUCUAAAAUUACAUAUUUUGACUUCAAGGGUCCUAGUAAGUGCCACUUCCACUAAGAAUACAGUUUGAAUGUAUAAUCAGUAGUGUUUACAAGAUCCAACAAUGCACUUGUCAUUAGUUAACGAUGCAAAUACGUCAUCACUGUCGGGCUGCCAAUGCAACACCAAGCACAUCAGAAGAGGAACCCAGGAACACAACUCAGCCUUGGGCAAUGUCCCAUCCUUGUCAGCAGAAACGAACACAUAGACUGUUCGAGCCGUGAAUUCCACAAGAGGAACAAGUAAAUGCCUUCAGCCAGGACUCUGAGUCUGAUCAUGAAUGUUGUGUUUUUAUGUUUAUGUUUUUGUUCGUCCUCCUCUGGAAUCUCUUUUAGUUGGGGUAUUGGGGUGCUUAGAAAUCCUUUCUGUGAUACAGAAAUGAGAUACAUAUGAACAGGAAGAGCAAACUUCAAGUCAUUGUUUCUAAAGUUGUAUUUUUAAAGAACGAUCACAUGGACUUUUUUGUUAAUUUAUUUUGCACAACUCAAAACCUCCAGAUUAUUUUCCAAUGGGUAGAAGGUACCAGUUAAACUGCACAACUCAGUAGUAGUGAGCCACUAUCAAGGAAAGAUGUUCCAUGCCAUCUGAGAUGGUAAAAUUAACAGGAAAAAAAUGAACUUUGGGUACCAAAGAUUACACUCAUGUUUCUACACAACAAACCAUUCCCUUUCAUGAAAAUAGUAUAUCAACAUGAAUAUGCGAAUAAUGUGAAAGUUGUCUCCAAAUAUUUUAAAAUAUCUAAGCUCAAAUUUUAUUUUUAUUAAAAGGAAGACUUCCACUCCUUUCAAAUCUCAUAAUAAUUUUGGCAGCAUUUUACCCAUUAGAAUAAAUGAUGGAUGUAGAUGAAAUGGCUCUUCCAGUUCUUUGAUAAUCCUUUUUUUAUUCAGAGAGAACGAUUGCCAUACUCUUGAUAUUAUUGUUAAAUUUCUUAGUGUGGAAAUAACAUGAUUAAUAGAAUGUUGUUUUCAUAGCAGAAGUGAUUACUUUUAAGAGGUUUAACAUGAAACUGUGUCAAGAUUUUGCACUUAAAUUCAAGUGAUCAGUAUUUUUCUGUAGUUGAAAUUAGCCACGUUAUCACGAGUGUGUUUUUAAACACAUGAAAUCUCUAGUAAAAGUGGCUUUAAAACAGUUUAAUAUGUUAUAGAACUGACCAAUAAACCAGUUUUCUCCUAAGUAGUAUUAUGCUGGUGGGCGAUUCUGAAGGUAGCUUUUUCUGCAGAAAGCGGAAGCAUUGUGUUCUCACUUCUACUUUGGCCUGGAACAACUUACAUGACUUCUUGUUUCUUGGGGAAGGCAACGUGAGGAAACAAGAAGUAGCGUGGGGAAUAUGUAUGCUCUGUUUCAUAGGGAAGGUACUCUGAGAAAUGAAUAAGUACAUGAAGAAAAAUAUAUGUGAUUAUGAAAAAGAUGUUUCACAAAUAUAUAGUUCUCAAUAUUUAAAUACCAUAGGGUAUUAUUUAAAGAGUAUGGUAGAACCUUGGGAUACAGAAGAUUAUAUUUUCUGAGAAUCCAUGUGUCUCUAAAACAGAAAAGUUGAAUGCAUAUAGGGCAUUGAUAGUUAAAAAUGAAUAGAACAUGAAUAUAAUUUUAUCAGUUGAAAACUCUUAUCUAUUGCAAAUUUUUAAAGAAUUAGAUACAUUUUAAAUCUAAAUUUAAAAGUCUGAUUUGCUUAACAAAUCAAAAGUAAGUAUUAAUUUGGACUAUUUGCAGAGGUAAGUUGUCAUAGUUACCUAUAAUUUGAAUUUAAUGGAAAUUUCUAGAAGUCACAAGUCAGUUCUCACAGGUAUGCCACCUUUUGGCACUCCUUUGCAGUAUGUCUUAAAAACAGCAGCAAGGUCCCCUGCCAAUUUUACUGCGCUUUCAACAAACACAUUUAAGGCAAUGUAAGGCCACAGCAAACACACCUCAGCCAUUCACUGUUGUGUGCGUUGUUGUUUAUCUCAUAGAGACAUUGAGUAGUGCCUUUUUAGCUUAUUUGUAUUGCUUUCUUUCUCUAUGCUUUGUGUUCUCUAAAUACAUUGCCCAGUUCUGAAAAUGGUCCGUCUAGCAAAAGGGCUUCAGUAUCGGCUGAGACUACUUUUUUCAUCUCAGGGAACUUUCAGUACUCAAGAAUGAAUUCGAUGAGAGGUAUUUAGUAUUCAAAGAAGACAAACUGUACAAGAUCAUUUCAUUCCCUGUUGUCUAACUGUCCAUCUGCCCUCCCCCUUGGCUAUCUGGUAUGGCCUUCUCAUAGAGCAAAACAUCAUCAAAGGCCAGCAACAAGAUUAAGAAAAAGAGCUGAGACUUAUCUAAUAAGGGGGCAUAAGGAAUCAUAGCAAAAUCUAUCUAUAAGUACAUACUUGAAAUAUCUGGGUUUGUUUAGUUUUGUUUGGGAAAUGUCAUCAGUACACAGCUUUACGUUUUUAUUUCUCCUUCACAGUUUAUACCUGCAUCUGACAAUGCUGAGGCAGCAGAUUGUGAACUAGCCUUUCCCUUUAGACACCAUGGUUCUUACUGCGCUGUGGACUUGAAUAGGCCAUGGAAACAUUUCAUCAUUAGUAUUCAGCCUGUUCUGUAGUUAAUAUUAAGUUGCUGAAAUAAACAGUAAAUCAGUAACAAAUUUUCUGGGCAAAUCUAAUGAUUCAGCCCACAGGACUGAUGAAACUACUGUGGAAGUUUUUCUAUCUGAACGAAGGUGCUGGGCAUUCAACGGUCUUCAUGUAUUGUAUAUCAUAUGAAUUGUACAUCCAUUGCUAAUGGGAAUUUCUCUCUAUAUAUAUGCUUACAGUAGCAAUUUAUUUAAAUACUGCUAGGGUAGUGUACAUACCAACUAGUUAACAAGCUACUACACAGGGAAAGGGUAAACAAAGUAAUUUAUUUCUAAUUGAGCCAGUUAGUCAUAAUGCACAUAACGUGGUAUUUGGUUCAUAAAAAGAGUUGUUUUCAUGUGGUUAUUGUAAGGAGUAUCUACAAUUGUGGAAGGAUGUGGGGAGAGUUAUAUAUAGUUAGUUGUUAUCUCCAUGAGUUUGUAAGCUUCCCCCAUCAAGCAUUAUCAAUAUACCAAUGUUUAAAAGAACUGAGUAAGGGUUAUUGUUCAUAUCUGAUGAAAGAAAAUCCAAAUAAAGCCCACCUAGAAAUAGAUACUUUAUUAUAUAUGUGCUAUAGGUAUAACUAUAUAGUACAAAUAGACGUGUGUGAUGCAUAUAUACAAUGUUAUAUAUGUUUAUCUGUGUGCAUACACACUGAGUUGUAACAUGUACACACUAGAUUUGUGUUAUGCUGAUACCUUCAGGGUCUGCCCUGUGAACAGCCCUGGAAAUAAAUAAGACCACUUUAGAAUAAGUUCUUUUGAGACUUCAGUUACUAACCUGCUUUAAGAAGGAUCUACUUUAUAACUGAAUUCUAUGUUGUUCAUACCUAGAGUUAUAAUAAGGGUUAGUAUGUCCGAGUCUUGAAAAUAAAAGAAAAAGGAAAAAAAAAUUCUUCAAGCUGGCAAUGUGUUGGAAUUACAAUUUUCAGAUUGUGGCCCCAGGCCUUGUGUUCCUCAUUUAAGUAGCACUUUUUAAAUAAAUACUGUUUCAUUGUGUAGGCAAAAGCACAAGUGUUUCAAAUGUAUAUAGCGGGAGAAAUGAGUUUACAGAGAGAGAGCGUUGCUGCACAGGAUAAUUGCUACUGAGUAUUUCUUAUGCCAUUUGUGGAAUUGAAAGAUAAGGUUUAUUCUGUCAGGUUCAUUUUGUUCAACACUGUUACCCUAUUGUUUGUGUAUAGCAAUCUGGUAUUAUUGCUUUAUCAUUUG